AUGGAUCAAGAUAUAACAUCUAAGCUGCAAAAAUUUAAUUUAUCUGGUAAGGAAGAAAGUGGGCUGAGUCUUUCAGAAGAAGUUGUUGCCAUGGGCAUUCAAGAUUGCAACCUUAGUCUCAUAGGUAAAAUUUAUGGGGAGAAAAAAGUGAAUUUUAGUGGGCUCAAAACCACUCUAGGGAGCAUUUGGGCUACUGUGAAGCCUUUUUCUACUAGGAAUCUAGGAAACAACCUGUUUCAAUUCCUGUUUCAAUCAGAACAGGAUAGAGACAGGAUCCUAGAUGGAAAAACCUGGAAUUUUGAUGGGCAAUAUCUUCUUCUGAAGCUUUGGAAUUAUGAGAACAAUGACUUCAAUGAGGAAGAUGAAAAAAUCAAAAUCUGGGUUCAUGUUCUGAACCUACCUCUUCAUUGGCUGUCUGCUGAUACUGGGAUGAAACUGGGUAGACUGUUAGGGAAAACUCUAAAUGUCCAAGUGCCAGGAAUAGGAAACUAUUCUGGCCAUAAUCUUAAAAUUUUGGUUCAACUUCCUCUGUCUGAACCUAUCUUGAGAGGCACUUUCAUUAAAAUAGGGGGGACUAAUACUUGGGUAGAUUUUAGAUAUGAAAACAUUCAAAGCUUUUGCUUUUACUGUGGGGUGAUAGGACACUCUGAUAGAAGUUGUCCUAAGAAAAAAGAUGAUAUCAACAAUGAUAAUCUUCAGCUGGGGCAGUUUGGGGAUUGGCUUAGAAUUAGCAGCUCUUCCUCUAGUGGAUUCAGAAACCACAGUGGAUUCAAUGUUGGCAGCCAUGCCAGCACAGAAGCUACUGAGCCAUCCUCUGAACAGCCUUUAGCUAAAAGUGUGGUGGGAGACAAAGGUAGCACUGGGAAUCCCAAUAGUUUAACCCCUAUUAGCACUGCUGAAAUAAGGAAAACUAUUGUGGAAACUAGUAAAUUAGAUAAGGCUGUUGUUACUAGGGAGGUGAAGGAUGUAGAGUCUUUGGUGCACAAAGACAACAUACUCCAAAAGGAUGCUGUGAUGAAUACUGAUACUAACCUUAUUGAAAUCAAUGUGCAAGCUUCUACAAUUGGUAGAAGAAUAGUUCACAGAAAGAAAAUAGGUGCAGCCAAGGAUGCUAAUUCUAACAAGGAGGCUGCUACUGAACAAAUUCACAUUGAUAAGGCUAUAACUCCUAAGAAAAAUGUGGGUAAGGGUAAUAAUAAAAGAACUAUUGAGGACUUAACUCAGAAACCUGAUAAUGAGGAUGGUGUUGUUCUUGUGCAGUUGAAGGAGAUCGAUUCUAACUCAGUUGGGGAUUCUGGGAGAGUAGGGUUGCCAUGGUUGACAAUCAGUGCUCACUUAACUGAGGAGGGGUUGAUUGAAGUGAUGUGCUCUGGUAAAGAUGGGGACAACAAGAAGUUGCAAUUGGAUGGUGUUAUAGCAAGUGCAGAUGGGGAGAUGGAUGACACUGAAGUAGCUCUUCAUGCUGCUAAGUGGAGCCUGGGACAAUACAAAGAGAUAAAAGGACAACCAUGUACCUGCUAUUUCAAUGAUGCCAAAGCUGUGAAGUUGCUGUCUAAUUCUGUACCUUAUUGUUGCUCUUAUUUUGACCUGGUUGAGGAGGUUAAGACUUUAUUUUUGGAUGGUAAUAUUGUGAACUGUUUGUUUUUUUAG
Striga hermonthica is the source of this 1650-nucleotide messenger RNA. The record is from the annotation of a GenBank genome assembly. Lineage: Eukaryota; Viridiplantae; Streptophyta; Magnoliopsida; Lamiales; Orobanchaceae.